AUGGCUGACAUCAAGAACAUUGUCGUAGUUGGAAGCGGUGGCGGGGGCGUCCCACUGGUCCAGACGCUGCAGAAACAAAUCAACCCUGUGACUCACCGGAUAGUUGUUGUUGAGAAGCGCAACUAUUAUGCUCACUGGCCAUCCCUUCUUCGUGCCUCUGUCACUGACGAGGGAUCUAUCGAUGAACGAGGCCUCGUGCCCAACGAUCGUGCAUUUGAUUCUGCCGUCAAGGUCGUCCGCUCCGGCGCCAAGCAGAUCACACCCACUGAAGUCAUCACCGAGUCGGGUGAAACUAUCCCAUACGAGCACCUUGUCUUUGCGACCGGUAGUACUUGGAGUGGUCCACUCGCUCUUCCUGACGAGAGAGAGAAUGCUAUCGCCCACUUCCGGUCGUUCAAGAAGCAGCUUGCUGCUGUUGAUUACAUACUUAUCGUCGGAGGUGGUGCCGUUGGCCUUGAGAUGGCCGGGGAGAUUCAGCAUCACUACCCUGGCAAGAAGAUCACAAUUGUCCACGGCGGUACCGAGCUCAUGAACUCCACAUACCCCCACAAGUUCCGCAAGUCCCUCCUCGACGCACUCACAAAGAAAGGCGCUCACGUCGUACUCGGCGACAAGAUAUCACCCGACGUCCUCCCCGAAGACGGAUAUGUCACCACCCAGUCCGGCACACGUAUCCGAGCUGACCUUGUCAUCCCAGCCGCAGGAGGUCGUCCUAACACCGCUGUCGUGAGCACGCUCGACUCCAGCGUAGUCACCAAGUCUGGGACAGUGCUCGUCACUCCCGAGCUUCGCGUCAAGCUCUCUUCGGGUGCGCAGAACGUGUGGGCUAUCGGAGACAUCAUCGAGUGGCCUGAACAAAAGAUGGUGUUCAAGGCCAGCACCGGACAUGCGCCUACGGUAGCGAAGAACAUACUGGCGAGCGUUCAGGGCGGGAAGGAAGCUCAGUACGAAGGGAAGCCUGAGAUGAUAUUUGUGACACUGGGACCGAAAGGAGGGCGUGGGCUUGCACCGUUCUUCGGAGGGGUGGUUAUAGGGGACUGGAUAGUAAGCAAGAUGAAGUCGUCGGGACUAUUCUUGGACAAGAUUCGCGGAGGUCUCGGAUAUUAA
This is a messenger RNA of Rhizoctonia solani, 1107 nucleotides long. RefSeq names its product pyridine nucleotide-disulfide oxidoreductase. Gene Ontology annotation, molecular function: flavin adenine dinucleotide binding; electron-transferring-flavoprotein dehydrogenase activity. The record is from RefSeq and is a predicted model, not a curated record. Gene Ontology annotation, cellular component: cytoplasm. Lineage: Eukaryota; Fungi; Basidiomycota; Agaricomycetes; Cantharellales; Ceratobasidiaceae. The transcript has 7 exons. Bases 1 to 1107 code for a protein of 368 amino acids.